GCGCCCUCAACAAAGAUGGCGCCGCCCCAACGUCACGGCCCCGUUGCUCCCCACGGCGGCGCCGCCCUCAACCAACAUGGCGGAGGGCGGCGGGGCGGGGCGCUGGCGGCUGCCGCCUCCCAUUGGCUGCCGGCGGGGGGCUCGGCGCCGCGCGAUUGGCGGGACGGGCGGGAGGCGGGGAGCGUUUCCGGGGCGGAGGGCAAGGCGGCCGGAGGGGAGAGAGGGCGACAGCGGGACCGGCGCCCGGGGGGGGACGCGGGCCCGGGGGGGCCGCCCCGGGGCCCUCCCCGAUACGGGGGGCCCAUGACAGGGCCCUGGCCGAGCCGCCCCCCCCCCGCCCCGAUGAACGAGGAGCCGUUGCUGGAGGGGGAUUUCGGGGGUCCCCCAGGCGCGGGGGGGGGACCCCGUUUCCACCUCUGCCUGACCCGGACGGAGCUGCAGAUCCUGGGGGGGCCCCCCGGGGGGGGGCGGGGGGUGCUGCGCCUGGCCGACGUGGUGGGCUGCCACACGCUGCGUGCCCCCUCCCUCCCCGCCGCCGCCUUCUUCGCCGUCUACGCCUACCCCCCCCCGCUGCGGGGGGUCCCGGGGGGGGCCCCGUCGCCGUCGCCGAGCUCCCACUUUCCGGCGGACGCGGCCCCCCACUACGAAGGGAACCGGGCGACGGCCGAGCGCUGGGCCCGCGCCAUCCGCUGCCUCGUCCGGGGGCUCCCCCUGCCCCCCCAGGCCGAAAUCCCGCCGGAGCCGCGGCGGCGGCGGCUGCUGCUACUGCUGAACCCCUUCGGGGGCCGGGGCCAGGCCCUGAGCUGGUGCCAGACCCACGUCCUGCCCAUGAUCACCGAGGCCGACAUCAGCUUCAACCUCAUCCAGACCGAACGGGCGAACCACGCGCGAGAGCUGGUGACGGGGAUCAGCCUGGACGAGUGGGAUGGGAUCGUCACCGUCUCGGGGGACGGGCUCCUCUAUGAGGUGGUGAACGGGCUGAUGGACCGGCCGGACUGGGCUGCGGCGCUGAGGAUGCCCCUGGGGAUCCUGCCCUGCGGCUCCGGCAACGCCCUGGCCGCCGCCAUCAACUCCCACGCCGGGCUGGCCCCGGCGCUGGGUCUCUCCCUGCUGCAGAACUGCGCGGUGCUGCUGUGCCGGGGGACGCCGUCCCCCCUGGACCUGGUUUCGGUGACGACGGCCUCGGGCGCCCGCGUCUUCUCCUUCCUGAGCGUGGCCUGGGGCUUGGUGGCCGACGUGGACAUCGAGAGCGAGCGGCUGCGACGCCUGGGGCCGGCGCGCUUCGCCCUGGGCACGGCCGCGGCGCUGCUGGCCCUCCACACCUACCGCGGCCGCCUCUCCUACCUGCCCGCCGUCCCCCGCAGCGCCACCGCCGAUGCCGCCGGUGCCGCCGGUGCCGCCGCGUCCCCCCUGCCCCGCGCUCUCUCCGAUUUGGGGCUCUGCGCGGGGGACGGCCAGCGGCCCCCGGUACCCCCCGAGGGGGACGGCGGGGACUGGGGGGGACGCCCCUGGGCUCGGCGACAACCCCGGGCCGAAGGGGGACGCGGCCGGAGACGUGCUGGUGCGGGGGGGACGCCCCCAUUCUGGGGGACGCCCCGGGACGUGGGGACGUCGGGGUGCAGGGGGGCACCCCAAGGGACGGGGACGCCCCGGGACGUGGGGACACCCCCAGCCCUGGGGACGCCCCGAGCGACGGGGCCACCGAGGUCCACGGCGUCCCCUCAAGGCACGGGGACGCCCCCAGCCCGGCGUCCCCCCCAAAAGACGCGUCCCCCCCCGGCCCCCUCCUCCCCCCCCGGCGGCCCAGUCGACGACCUACUGGUGCCGCUGGGCCAACCGGUGCCCCCCAGCUGGGUGACGCUGGAGGGGGACUUCGUCCUGGUCCUGGCCAUCUACCAGUCGCACUUGGGGGCCGAACUGGUGGCGGCCCCCCGGGCCCGGCCGGACGACGGCCUCAUCCACCUCUGCUACGUGCGGGCUGGGGUCUCGCGGGGGGCUCUGCUGCGGGCGCUGCUGGCCAUGACCCGGGGGGGGCGGCGGGGGGGGGGGGCGGACGCCGCCGCCGGACCCCCCUUAUCCCGCGUCCCGGCCCGUGCCUUCCGCCUGGAGCCCCUGACGCCCCGGGGGGUGCUGACGGUGGACGGGGAGCGGGUCGAGUACGGACCCCUCCAGGGACAGAUCCACCGCGGGCUGGCCCGGCUCCUCACCCCCGCCGCACCCUGAGGGGGGACGCGGGGGACCCCCGGGGAC
Harpia harpyja (harpy eagle) is the source of this 2250-nucleotide messenger RNA. RefSeq names its product sphingosine kinase 2 (gene SPHK2). Gene Ontology annotation, cellular component: intracellular membrane-bounded organelle; cytoplasm; membrane. Gene Ontology annotation, biological process: sphingosine biosynthetic process; sphinganine-1-phosphate biosynthetic process; positive regulation of apoptotic process. NCBI's taxonomy places the organism in Eukaryota, Metazoa, Chordata, Aves, Accipitriformes, Accipitridae. The record is from RefSeq and is a predicted model, not a curated record.